Caenorhabditis angaria is the source of this 2510-nucleotide messenger RNA. The record is from the annotation of a GenBank genome assembly. NCBI's taxonomy places the organism in Eukaryota, Metazoa, Nematoda, Chromadorea, Rhabditida, Rhabditidae.
AUGCAAUUUUUAAACCUUACAGCUCAAGCUAAAUUCAAGAAACUUCCAAACUCUUUGGAAACGAUGAUGAGACCAAAAUGCAACGCUUGGCUCAAUUAUUGCAAUGAAAGUCUAAUUUUGGCAAUCUCUGAUUUAUCAAUAAAUUCAUUUCCAAGAAUUGUUCCACUUGAGGAAUGGUAUUUUGUAUUCAAAAAUGCAGAAUGUCACAAUCUUCAUAUUCAAACUGAUCGAGAAUUAUCAAUUGAAUUGUUGACUGAAAUAUUAUGUUGCGAUUUGAUCUACGAUGUGAAAUAUGAAGGGCCACAAAUCAGUGAAGAGAUUUUGUAUAAAAUAUCAGAAUUUGUUGAAGAUAAUUUCGAAAUCAAAGUCAAUUAUUGGGAUAUACAAAAAGCUGGAUCAUCGAAAGCUACAACAAUUGAAAUAUUAGAUUAUACAGAUUCUUUUGAAGAUCUUAUUGAUGUCAUGCAAAAUUGUUCAGAUCUAAAUUUUCUAAUGACUUGGUCAACAUUUGAAAAUACUAUAGAUUCAUUAUUGGUUAGUUUUUCGAAACAUUUGUCCUGUUUUCAAAUUCUCAUAGUAUUACAGAAACUGGAAAACAAAUGUAUUCCUGAUUGGCGAAUAGACAUCGAAGAGAUCUACGAGAAUGCUGAUUUUGAAUUAGUUAUUGGUGAUUUUCAAAAUAUUAUUUAUGAAUUAUUCGGAGAUGCGGUUUAUUGUAAAAUUGAAGGAACAUCGAAGAAAAAUCGAAUAAGAAUUAUUGUAAGAUCUGAUAAUUUUUGAAUUAGGCUUCUUUGGUUGUAAAUAUUUUUGAAUGAAUGUAAUAAAAACUUUAAAAUCCCAAAUUCAAAAAAAAAAAACAAACGUUCACGUGAUUCAGGCCAAUCAAAUUAGAACACGUUGAAUUAUUUUCAACGUGUCGGAGAAAUCGAAAAUGUGUGAUCAUUCUUAGCUUUUUCAAAUCAACAAAGCCGUGUGGAUAAUAAAAUAUGUUAAAAUCAGCAUUCGAGUCAGCGAAGAACAAAUGCGGCGGAGUUAAGAAGAUAAAAUCAAAAUCGAAAACCAAUGAAAAAUCGAAGAGAAAGGAGCAAUCGAAGAAAAAAGAGAAAUCGGGAAGAAAAAAUCUGAAGAAAUCGAAGAGUAAAUCGAAUACUGCAUUGACUUCUCCACAACCAGCUGCUGCACAAACGCCACCAACUCCAGGAACUCCAACAGCAACCACUACAACGAUUACACAAGUUGGGGCUGGAGUUACCACAACUAUGACAACAAUUAGUCCGAAUACGCUGAUUGGAGGAGUUACGACAACAAUGACACAAGUUGGUGGAGCAGCUGAUGGACAAUGGCCAUAUGAUUCGGCUGUUAAAAAAUUGUUGCAGCAAAAUAAGUUUGGUGAGUGAUAAAAAACUCUGAAAUGUGUUUUCUGAAAGAGUAAUCACUGUUCUGGAUUCAUCUCAAUGAGACGAAUCUGAUUAUGUAUUCAGAAUUUACCUAAACUGUCUCUACCAUGCAAAAAAAGCGUUAAAAAACCCAGAAAACAGUUGAAAAAAUAAAUAGAAAAAAAUAGUGUGCAAACACCACGACGCGCAAAUGCACAAAUUGUGUACCGUAUUACAAAAAAAUAUAAUUUUUAGACCCGACUUCACCUGCUGCUGAAUUUGCUGCCGUCCAAACUCCGGUUCCAACUCAAGAAGCUUGCGCAGGAUUCUUCCAAAAUCCCACCAAAAAUCGUAACCAAGAACUUCCAAUCGAUGAAACAAAUCGACUCAAGCUUCAAAUCCCAGCUGGUGGUUACAUCAAUGCGGCAAAAAUCACAAAUCCAGCAGAUUCGACAAGAAAUUUGAUGAUUGGACAAGUGCCAGAAGUUGCAGAUUUGGAAGUGUUCUGGAGAAUGAUUUUUGAUGUAAGUUACUGCAAAUUCUUGUUUAGAAAGUUAAAAAAAAAUUUUGCAGGAAGGCAUUUCGAGCGUGUUUUUUGGAUUUGUUCCGAAUGAAACGUUGAAUUUAUCCAGCUUUUUUCCAAAUACGAAUGGCGCAUUUGCAACUUUUGGAACAAUGUUUUUGAAUGUCAAAAAAGUUGAGAUGAUUGGAAAAGAAGCAAAUGCCAUUCUAAUCGAAGUUUUACCAGAUGGUUGUUCGAAUUCAAAUCUUGUUACAGUCUACACUAUCUCAACUUGGAAUAUUGGCAAAGUUCCAACGAAUAUAAGUGAUUGCUCAGUGAUUUGUGAAAAAAUGAGCAAAGCAUCUGAUGCUAUUUUAUUCUGUAGUUGGAAUGGUGUUGGAAGAGCUGGAACUAUUUUGAUGAUUUAUUGUAUUAUGUCGCAUGUUAUCAAAAAUGUUGAUGUGAAAAUCAAUGAAUUGUUCAUAGCGUUGCGUGGACAAAGAUUUGGAAUUGUUGAGAAUGCGGAACAAUAUUUGGCGAUUUAUCAAGCGAUUGCAUUUUGGAUCAAAACGAAGUCGAAUGAUCCGGAGAAUAUUAGCAAAGUUGCGGAAUUGUGUGCGAAUCUUCAAUGA